Messenger RNA from Micropterus dolomieu (smallmouth bass), 4967 nucleotides. RefSeq names its product Sad1 and UNC84 domain containing 2 (gene sun2). The coding region runs from base 317 to 2329 and encodes 670 amino acids. The record is from RefSeq and is a predicted model, not a curated record. Gene Ontology annotation, cellular component: nuclear envelope; meiotic nuclear membrane microtubule tethering complex. Gene Ontology annotation, biological process: nuclear envelope organization. The transcript has 18 exons. Gene Ontology annotation, molecular function: protein-membrane adaptor activity. NCBI's taxonomy places the organism in Eukaryota, Metazoa, Chordata, Actinopteri, Centrarchiformes, Centrarchidae.
UCUACUGUCAACGUUUGUUGUGGCGAAACCUCCAAGCUGUCACAUCAAGUGUCAGUCUGUCUCACUCGGCCCACUAUCAUGCCUUCCAGCGCCAUACUUUAACGUUACUCAUUGAAAUCCAUCAAUAAUUAAGUUUCUGUUUUGGGACUCUGUGAGUGCUGAAGAUGUUUCUUUAAACGGAGCUUGGUGGUCGUGCGGGCUGAAGAGAGGAUUAUCAUUUCCUGACAGAGAAUCUGACACUUAACGUUAACCGCCUGGCUGUUGGUUGGCGUGGUGUUUUUGUUCAACUGCGACAGACUUCACAUCAUAACGAGUCAUGUCUCGUAGGAGCUCUCGCCUGGUGUCUGGUGGCUACUAUAAUUCAGAUGAAGAAUCUGAUUCGAGUAGUGUGACAAACAUAUCCUACCGUGAAAACCCUGUCAAGGUUUUCAAGAAGAAGGCAGGGACCCGCAAGGCCGGCUCUCGUACCCCCAGUAGAGCCAAUAGCAAUGCUAUUUCUGCUAGUGCCAAGCCGCCCAUCACUGCAAGCCAGUAUGAUGGCUUGAGUCCUUCUCCCGCGAGCAGUCAGACCGAGCCAACCAUGAGGACCGUACCCUACAUUUCCACCAUGGCCACCCCUCGGCCUGCACUGACCCCAUCAUCAGCCCGGAGUCAGACGCCCACCUGCUGCCCCUCAGUAUCUCCAGAGAAGAGCAGCAGCUCAAGCAGACCAGAAUCACACCUCAGGCCCAGUCUCAAGGAACAGAGCCAGAGCACUGUGGACAGCUCAGGGUACUCAUCCUCUGAGGGUACGCACAGGAAGCCCACAUCCGCCGCCACCAGCAGCGGCAGAAGGAUCAGUGGGGCUCCCAGUUCUGGAUAUGGCAGCAGAAUCAGCAGUGCCUUCUUUAGUCUGAUGGACUCAAUCUCAUUGAUGGCCAUCGCAGUACAGUCAAAAAUAAUGCACCUGACAUCUUUAGCUAAUACUUCAUUCAGCAGUCACACGAAGAAGGCUUGUGGUCUGCUUAUCCUUCUCCUCAUCAUACUUAUAUGUAUUUGGUUCCUCCUUCCCUUACUGACCUCUCUCAUCUCCCGCAUGAUGGUCACAAAACCCCUGUCUCAGACAAAACCCGAGAGUCAACCUGUUAUCCGUGCCAUUCCUUCACCUCAGCUCAACACCGUGCAUCCUACACCUGUGGUGGAUCCAGCCAUUGUGUCUGCUGUAGUAGAAGCAAAGAUGCAGCAUCUUAUGGAGGAGCUGCAACUGAAGCAGAACGAGCUACAGCUGAAACAAGAACGCUUUCUCUCCCAGAAUCCCUCCGUUGUGUCUGCUGCUGUAGAAGCAAAGAUGCAGCGUGUUAUGGAGGAGCUGCAGCUGAAGCAGAACGACCUACAGUUAAAACAGGAACGCCUUCUCUCCCAGGUGAAGGAGAGAUUUCAGCAGGACAUUCAGGAUAUGAAAGCCAAGCUUGAGGUUGUGGACUCGGACAGUCGGCUACGUUUGGAGCAGGAGCUUGCUCGGUUAGGCAUGCAGAUGGUGGAUUACCAGACAGACAGCCGCUCUGCUGCUGCCAGCCUCAGCCUCAGCCUCCAAGCUUUAGAGGCCCAGACCACCAAGCUGUCCCAGGAGUGGUCAUCUUUCAAGCUGAUGCCUCCUGCAGCCCCCUGUCCUGAUACCAGUGCCAACCCCAUCCACAACCGUCUCACCCCAGAGCUCCAGCAGGCCAUGGAGAAGUGGCUCACUGACCGCAUCAAGGAACAUGAUGCUGUCAGGCUCGGUGACAAAGGAAGCUGCUCAGACUGUGGACGUCCCAUGGCUGACAAAAUUGCAGACUUUGCACUAGAGACUCAAGGUGCCAGUGUGAUCAGUACAAGGUGUUCAGAGACAUAUCGCAUUCGUUCAGCAUGUGUGACCUUGUUUGGAUUCCCUCUGUGGUACCCAUCUGAAAGCCCACGCACUGUUAUUCAGGGCUACCCAGUGCUGCUCCCAGGGAAAUGUUGGGCAUUUCAUGGUGUCCAGGGGACUCUUGUGAUCUCUCUGUCUCACCCCAUCACGAUAACUCAUGUGACACUGGACCACCUGCCGCGCUACAACUCCCCCACCGGCCGCAUCGACUCUGCCCCCAAAGACUUUGAAGUCUAUGGAAUGAGAGAUGACACAGAAGAAGGAACACUGCUGGGGACAUUCACUUAUGAUGAAAAUGGAGAGCCAACACAGACGUUUAAGCUGCCUAACCCCAGUGACGUGGUGUAUAGAUUUGUGGAGCUGCGCGUCCUCACUAACUGGGGUCAUGUGGAAUAUACGUGUCUUUACCGCUUCCGUGUGCAUGGACAGAUUGCUUCCACAUGAGACAGCAGAUUCACUGACCACAACGUGGCGUCUUUUUACAACAUAUCGGAAAGUACAUUUACAAAGUAUGCUAUUUAAAAAGUUAACUUAAGUUUGGUUGUCUGAGGUGCGUUCAGGGCCAAAUACUACUGAAAAAGUGUUUAGUGUUGGGUAAUGUCUGUCAGCUGGUUUUGCUUUGUUUUGGGUUGCUUUAUGUUGACAGAAAUCAUAGGAGGUUAUUUUUGUGCACAAUUUCAGGUGUACACAUUUAAUAAAUGUUGAGUGUUUCAAAAACCAAAAAAUCUACCUAGUAAAACCACGUCAGAGCAUAAAGUUCUGGAAACUUGAUGCUCUGUCAGAUAAGACUGCUAGAUAAUGUUAUAACUUUUGUUAUUAUGAAUUAUUUCUACUAUUUCAGGUUUUUCCUACUUCACACAAUCAUACCCUGGAGCUUCCCAGUAAAAUGACAUUUCUUUAUGUGUUACCACGACUGGGCCACUUAAGUGUUGAACUUCUUGCUCAAUGGUUCUCUGGCAAGUUAAAGAAAAUAGAGUGUUUUCAAAUUAACUUUAUGGACCAAGAUUUCCCUGCAUGGUCCUGGUAUUUAAACGAGCAACAACUUGUUUACAAGCUUGCACCUCAAGGCUUUCUGCUACAACACAUAAGUAAGACAUUAAUGAAGUUAAAAAAAAAAGUAUUUCUAUCAUGCUCUGUCCCUUUAUUGGCACUAAAUUUGUUUCAGUAUGUUUCAGUAUUUAAUAUCUUUCUAGUUUGUGAUGUACUCAAUCAGGCUUGUUAAUUUCCAGUUAUCUUAAAUGGUUGGAAUGCCAUUUUUGACAGGUAACUCUUAGGAUCUUUGGUUAUUGCUGAUGUUGUCACUAACAGGAUAUACCAUCCUAUGAACAAUGGGUAGAAAUUAUACAGAGGGCAGCAGUGAAUGUUUUGUAAUCAGUAUUGUUACUGUUAAAUUUAAUUUAAUUUCAUAUUCCUAUAAAAGGUAAAAUAUGCAACUUUGUAACAUUUAUUUUGUUUUCUCUUUUAGCAAGUUGUAAUUCAUCAGUUUUGAUUUUAUAACUUAAUCACGGUACUUAAAUACUUGAAAACCUCUUUUUCUAACCUCUUUGGAAGACGUCAUGUUGACUUCGUGACAUCUGUGUAUCUACAUCCUUGUACAUAACACUUGUUUUUUUUGUAUGAGCUACACAGCCAGGAAAGAAAUAUGUGUAUUUAUUACUUUCCAACAUGCUAGACAUGUCCGUCAAGUUUAUGAUUCAAUAUCUCUAAAAUAGUAGCUGUUCACACAAAUAUUGUUUAGACUGCACACAACAGAAGUGUGUACAUCAGUGUCAUUCAGUCAUUUCCCAUGUGUUCUUUGUUUGUUGUACAGUACAUUUAGACAGGAGAUGGUGGAGAAAAUAUUUGAUAAUUUUUCUUAUUAGGAAGUGCACUAGAGGUGAUUUCAGGUAAAAUAAUUUCUUGCUAAUUUCCUCUAUUAAAUAUGUACUAUAAUAAUAUACUAGUCAUAAAUGAGCUAUUUUACGAGACAUGCGGUGGUGAAGAUGUAACCAUAUUUGUAACCUUUUUUUUUUUGUUUGUGGGGUGGAUAUAAAAUAUUUUCAUAUAAUAAGUGUAUUGCAUUUUUGCGUUUAUUUAAACUGAUGAUAAUUGUAAUUAAUGCAAGGACUUUGGUACAGUUCAAGUUCAGUUAAUUUUAUUGAAUUCAUCAAGUACCUUUUUGCAAAACCAGUUAUAAUUAUGCAAAAUCAUUUGCAUCAUUUGCAGUGCUUAAGAAUCUCUUGAAAUUCCUCAUGGUAGACCCUCUUUUAUUUAAUGCUGAAUUCAAAUUUGACUUGCUUUUGAAAUGCAGGUGAUGGAAAAUGCUUUCUUAUACACUGUACACAGUACAAUGUAUCUCAUAGGUGAAACAUUUGUUUUCAUAUUUGAAAGCUGUUGAAUAGCCUGUACGGUCUGAAUGUUUGUAUCUCUGUGUAAACAUGCUCUUUUGUGAACACACACUAGAGACAGUGUAAUUAUCUUAGGUUCUUGUUAGUGUAAAGCUGUACAAGCAACACAGCACAAUGUUUUAGUUUGAGAAUUUAACUAGGUUCUUCUCUUCUCCGUACACAUCUGAUAAUAUGUGUUUAAUUUAAAGCCUAAAAGAUGUUAAUUGCCAUUGCUGACAAUUGUUUGUGGUUUUUUGUUAACCCUUUCAUGCAUGACGUCCACUACAAUGGACAAAUAUUUGGAAGCAUUUAAAUUAUAGUGCCAUAUCCCAACCACCAUGUGGCGGACCCCAAAGCAUUGUCCGUUUGAUUAUCGUCUUUGUUUGAGAUAUUGCAUCAUAAAUUUAAAAUAGCAGAGGGAAGAAGAGAUAAACCAGGUAGCUCAGGAAUAACUGUUAAAUCCUUUUAUUCUUAGAAAACCAGACAGGUAAAAAAUGUUUGUGUGUUCUUGUACAUUUUGCUCUUUGACUGAUAAUUUUUCACUUGUUUAAAAGUAAAAUAAUCAUAUAAACUUACUUUGGGAUUUAAUCAUUCUUGCAUGAAAGGGUUAAUGAAACAGAUUCAUCUGUCAGAUACUUCCUGAGUAUUUGACUAUCAAUGCCUUUUUGUAAGCCAAAGUAGGAUUGAUGAUACAUUAAAUAAAACAUUGUGAUUUA